This is a messenger RNA of Pygocentrus nattereri (red-bellied piranha), 2421 nucleotides long. RefSeq names its product gastrula zinc finger protein XlCGF57.1-like. The transcript has 6 exons. The record is from RefSeq and is a predicted model, not a curated record. Bases 170 to 1945 code for a protein of 591 amino acids. NCBI's taxonomy places the organism in Eukaryota, Metazoa, Chordata, Actinopteri, Characiformes, Serrasalmidae. Gene Ontology annotation, molecular function: RNA polymerase II cis-regulatory region sequence-specific DNA binding; DNA-binding transcription factor activity. Gene Ontology annotation, biological process: regulation of transcription by RNA polymerase II.
CUUGGAGGGAAGGUGGCUUGUUGACUGAUCUGCUCUCUACCAAUCACAGACAGCAUUCGAAUGUGCAUAUAGCCAAUGGGAAGAGAGAGAGGAAGCCCACGAGGUGCACCAUUUCCCUCGGCCUAGUGCGAAACGUACAGUCCCAGCCACAGAGGAGGCCGCUGAUGGGAUGAUAUGGAGGCCAGAAUGUCCUGGAAUCACUGGAGCAGCCAGUGAACACCCAAGACUGGAGGGUGCAGCAGUGGGUUUUGACUGUAUCACUGUGAAUUUUGACCAGGAACUCCAGCACAGUGUGUUUGGUGACGCAGAUAAAAUGUCCUGUGUUAAAGAGGAGUGUGAGGACGUCAGCGUCAUGGAGGCGUCCAGAGUGAAGAUAGAAGACGAGGAGGUGGAGACGGAAAGUAUUCACUCUGGAAGAUACAGCGCAAUGUCAUGUGUUAAAGAGGAAUGUGAGGACAUAAGCGUCAUGGAAGUGUCUGAACUGAAGACUGAAGACGAGGAGGUGAAGGAAGAAGCCAUAUUACAAGAAGAUAUCAAAGAGGAGUAUAAAGUGGAAGUGAAGCCAUUUCAGGAAGAAUCUGGCCUAAAGAUGGAGCAAGAGACAAGCUCCAGAGAUGCCCUCGACCCGAACGAUCACCUGAGAAUACAUACUGUAGAAGAACCUGCAGAAAAGCCGUUCAGCUGCUCUGAGUGUGGAAAAGGUUUCACAACGUCGCAGUACCUUAAAACCCACAUGAGAAUUCAUACUGGAGAAAGGCCUUUCACCUGCACUCAGUGUGGGAAGAGUUUGUUUAAUUUAACUCACCUCAAAACCCACAUGAUGAUUCAUACUGGAGAAAAGCCGUACACCUGCUCCGAGUGCGGAAAAAGUUUUACUCAGUCAACCCACCUUAAAACCCACAUGAUGAUGCACACCGGCGAAAAGCCUUUUACGUGCGCUCAGUGCGGGAAAGGUUUUACAAACUCAAGCCAUCUUAAAACCCACAUGAGGAUUCAUACCGGAGAGAGGCCAUUCACCUGCAGUCAGUGUGGAAAGAGCUUUUUGACAUCCACCCACUUCCGAAGCCACAUGAUGAUUCAUACCGGAGAAAAGCCGUUCACCUGCUCCAAGUGCGGGAAAGGUUUUUCGGAGUCAAGCAACCUGAAGACCCACAUGAUGAUUCAUACCGGAGAGAAGCCGUUCAUCUGCUCCCAGUGCGGAAAAGGCUUUUCAGCAUCGAGAUACCUCAAAACUCACAUGAUGAUUCAUACCGGAGAAAAGCGUUUCCCCUGCUCUGAGUGCGGACAGGGUUUUUCAAAAUCGAAAUACCUCAAAACCCACAUGAAGAUUCAUACCGGAGAAAAUCCUCUUACCUGCACUCGGUGUGAGGAGAGUUUUUUGACGUCGGCCACCUAUAAAAGCCACAUGACUAUUCACACCGGAGAGAAGCCUUUCACCUGCUCUGAGUGCGGGAAAAGUUUUUCAGGUUCCAAAAAUCUUAAAAACCACAUGAUGAUUCAUACCGUAGGGAAGCCGUUCACCUGCUACCUGUGUGGGAAAGGCUUUUCAACGUCGCGGUACGUUAAACUCCACAUGAAGGUUCACACUGGAGAAAAGCGGUUCAUCUGCGCUCAGUGCGGGAAAGGUUUUUCAAAAUCAAGGUACCUUAAAACGCACAUGAUGAUUCAUACUGGUGAAAACCCACUGACCUGCACUCAUUGCGGGAAGAGCUGCACCACCACGAAUGCUCUGAAAAGGCACAUGACCGUUCAUAAAAAACACAAACCUCAUCCGUGCUCUCACUGCGAGGAGAGCUUCACACAUCUCUCGGAGUUAAAAGUACACCUGCUGAUUCACACCGGAGAAAAGCCCUUCGUCUGUUUUCAGUGUGGAGAGAAAUCGUCAACAUUAGCAGACUUUAAUAUCCACAUGAUGAUUCAUACUGGAGACGAAACUGUGGACUAAGUGGUGCAUUAAUUCAAGAGCUUUUAAAUGCUAAUCAGUCACAGAAUUUUGACCAGGCUUAUGCACUAGAGCAAAACAGAUCAGUAAAGAUGUCCUGUGUUAAAGUGGAAUGUGAGGAUAUCAGCGUCAUGCUCGUGUCUGGAGUGAAGACUGAAGAUGAGGAAGUAGAGAAAGGUCAGUGUGGAUUCACAAAACAUCAGUGUCUGGCAUCACAAAUGCUUUUUUAUUGCCUAUGGAUUUAGAAUGGGAUGUCAUAAAAGCUCCUGUAGGUGUGACGUUGACUUAUGAAUCUCUAAAUCCACAGGCAUUAAUGUGGACUUAGUAUGGACCCCCUUUGCAGCUCUAACAGCUUCCACUCUUCUGAGAAGCUUACUAGAAGAUGUGUCUGUGAGAGUUUGUGUCCAUUCAUCCAGAAGAGCAUUUGUGAGAGACACUGAUGUAGGACGAGAGGAUCUGGCUCACAAUCUCUGUUCUAG